UAUCCGCUCACUUCGUUGCUGGUGCCUCGUAAGCAAAUUCGUAACGGCGCGCAAAGGCAUACAAGCGCCAUCGCCGUGCGACCUUCGCGGCCGUGUGGCCAUUUUGUGUGCAAUCGUGUUCGGUACAAGUCGCAACCUGUAAACAGAGUCGGCCGCGUGAAAAGAUCUCGCUGUCCUGCGUGUCCCUAACUUUCCCGCGCCCAGAACAACAACCAUUGUAUGGUCGAGUGUUUCUAUGAAAUAUUCUGCAGUCCGACUCCUGGCUUGUUUGCAGAUUAGAGACUAUGGCCGCCCCGGAGUGGAAGCGCGACGCUACGGAGCGUCUCAUCGAGGAAUACCGAAAGCAUCCGGUGCUGUACAAUAUGCGCCAUCCGCGUUAUUACAAUAAGGGGUCCCGAAACGAGGCGGUCACUAAGUUGCUGGACGCCAUACAGCAGUAUCGGCCAGAUACGACGCCCCAGGAUGUACUGCGCAAGAUUCAAACACUCCGCACGCAGUUCGGACAGGAAAUCUCAAAAUCACGGCGCUUGACUCAGUCGGGAAAGCUGUACCAACCGACGGCCUGGUGGUUCAAGGGGUUGAGCUUCCUGCAGAACCACAUCAAACACCGGUCCUCGAGUCCGGUCGAUUCCGACAGCUCGUGGAAGCAAGAAGUGGACAACAACAGCUCGAUCAACGUUUCGAUCGUGCGGAACGCCAACAACGAUGCGGAGCUGAGCAACAUAGAAUACGAUCACUCGAUGGAUCUUGAUUACGAUAGAGAAAUACACUACGAGAUCAACGCGGUCGAAGACAUCAAGAACGUAAAAACGCUCGAAGUGAAGCCAGUCAUAAUGGCGUCCAGUAGCUCAGCAGCAUUGCAGAAGCAUAAAAUGAAAAGUCACAGCCGGUGCGGGAGUCAGGAACACUACUCCUACCCGGAACCUUCGCAAUCACCGCAGCCAACUGAGUACUCAGCGGCGUUUCAGACGUCCAAUGUUGUAGAACAAUCUGUUGCCAAAUCGGAAAUAAUCGCCGGAAACACCGUUACCGAAAUUCUCGUCGUUAGCGAACGGUGUAAGAGUCUCGGGAACUUUAUCGCAGCACAAAUGGCCUGCAUUAAGGACGACUACUUGUUCUACGAGGCGCAGAUGGAAAUUCUGAACAUCAUGAACCGGGGUGUCCUGCGUCAGCUGGCUAUCGAUAAGUGCAACCGAGAAGCGGCCAACGGGGAAUCGUCCAGCAACACGCAAUCAUAGCUGGACGAAUGAAUCGCAUGUCGCGAUCACCAAGCAAAGGACCGUCACACCUACCCCGUGGCUCCGGAGUCUCCUGAGGCUUUGUUCAUGGAAUAAGUGACGACGCUAUAGAAAUUAAGCUAACCAACCACGUUCGAAGGACGAAAGUUAACGUUAUCGAAAGAUAGGUAGUAGGGCGCCAUAUUGGUUCCAACAAAUGCGUGCCACGACGAGAGUGAAAUGUAUAUCUGAAAAGCCAGACACUGAAAUGAAUUUGCUUUGUGAAGAUUAUAUAUUGGGGCGUUUGAAUUCAAUCACAAUCUGCUGCAAGAUAAAUU
Anopheles bellator is the source of this 1555-nucleotide messenger RNA. RefSeq lists its product as uncharacterized. The transcript has a single exon. The record is from RefSeq and is a predicted model, not a curated record. Lineage: Eukaryota; Metazoa; Arthropoda; Insecta; Diptera; Culicidae. The coding region runs from base 285 to 1238 and encodes 317 amino acids.